GUGUGUGUGUGUGUGUGUGUGUGUGUCUGUGUGUGUGACACACAGCGGGUGCUCCCCGAGCGCCCCACCGCCAGGACCCCACCAUCCUUGGGGGCUCCGGGAGGAGGCCUGGCCCAUGGGCUCCCGAGCGCCCCCGCCACCAGGACCCCAUCACCCUUGGGGCCUCCAGGAGGAGGCCUGGCCCACGGGCUCCCCGAGCGCCCCCGCCACCAGGACCCCACCACCCUUGGGGGCUCCGGGAGGAGGCCUGGCCCACGGACUCCCGAGCGCCCCCGCCACCAGGACCCCACCACCCUUGGGGGCUCCGGGAGGAGGCCUGGCCCACGGGCUCCCCGAGCACCCCCGCCACCAGGACCCCACCACCCUUGGGGCCUCCGGGAGGAGGCCUGGCCCACGGGCUCCCGAGCGCCCCUGCCACCAGGACCCCACCACCCUUGGGGGCUCCGGGAGGAGGCCUGGCCCACGGGCUCCCCGAGCGCCCCCGCCACCAGGACCCCAUCACCCUUGGGGCCUCCGGGAGGAGGCCUGGCCCACGGGCUCCCGAGCGCCCCCACCACCAGGACCCCAUCACCCUUGGGGCCUCCGGGAGGAGGCCUGGCCCACGGGCUCCCCGAGCGCCCCCGCCACCAGGACCCCACCACCCUUGGGGGCUCCGGGAGGGGGCCUGGCCCACAGGCUCCCCGGGUGCACAGCUGUGGACGACUCAAGCCGCAAGGAGGUCCCUGCGGACAAGGGCCUCCGGGCUGCCCCGCCCCCGGCUUGCCACAGAGCCUGGGCACCAGGCCCCUGUCCUACGGCCUCCAGAAAACCUCCCUCCUGGGCCGGCAGGUCUCUGGGGAGCCCUGUGGCUGCUCCCAGAGCAGCUGACAGACGAGGGGCCUCCCCGAGCUGGGUCUGACAGCCGCAGAGGGCGAUAAGGCAGGUGGGGACUUCCCAGGGGGCGGCAGGGAGGAGGCCGGCCUAUCUUAUCAGGCAGGCGGGCUGGGCCCUGGGAGAGGCUGCUGGCCUUGAGCCCCACGUCCCCAGGUCCAGGGGUGACCCGCUCUGGCCCGGACACCGCAGGCCGUUCCUGCCUGGCUGAUCCUCUCUGAGCCCCUCGGCCCUUCCCUUUGUCCCUGGUGACGUGGGAGCCAGCGACCAGGAGGCGUGGGGGUGUCGCGGCUGGGUGGUGCCCGGGCCUUCCUGCCCACCCAGCCGGGCCAUGGCCCCCGCCCUUCUCCUUCCCCCAGACACACUGGACCGACUCAGCCUCCUGGGCGGCUGCCGCCCCUCCCCACGUUCUGACCCCUGACGCCUGGGGCCCACCCUCACUUGCCCCGCUUCUGUCCCCCCUCCCAGGUCCCAGGCCUCCCCCGCGCACCAGCCUGGCACGGGAAGGGGAGAGGCCAAGGAGGCGGCUCCAGGGACCAGUCCCCUCCUUGGCCUCUGGGUUCUGCACACCCAGCCUCAUGAACCCAUCCCGGGCGGGGAGGCACAGGGCCUCGAACCGGGAGAGCGGAGGCUCUGGAUAUCAGAGCCCGCGAGGGGCAGGCCACCCCAUCUCAGGUCCAAGCCCCUUGCCCGCCUGCUUGGAGCUGUGACUGUGGCCGGCCGCCCCGCGGUGGACAAGACCCUCCCCGCAGCA
Messenger RNA from Cervus elaphus (red deer), 1624 nucleotides. Its product is annotated as basic proline-rich protein-like. The transcript has 2 exons. Lineage: Eukaryota; Metazoa; Chordata; Mammalia; Artiodactyla; Cervidae. The record is from RefSeq and is a predicted model, not a curated record. Bases 116 to 898 code for a protein of 260 amino acids.